GAAGUCAUGCAUACCAUCUUUGUAUAUGGAACUCUGAAAAAAGGACAGCCAAACUACCACGUUAUGACAGAUUCUAAGCUUGGAAAAGUAUUAUUUAAAGGCAGUGGACGCACUGUGGACAAAUAUCCAUUGGUCAUUGCAGGGCAAGAUAACAUUCCAUUUCUCUUAGAAGUCCCAAGAACAGGUCAUCAUAUUGCUGGAGAAAUCUAUUCAGUUGAUGACCAGAUGCUACAAUUCCUGGAUGAAUUUGAAGGCUGCCCAGACAUGUACCAACGCACUAUUAAGAGCAUUGAAAUAUUGGAUUGGGAAGGUAAAGAUGACUCACCUGAGGAGAGACCAGCUGCUAGCACCAUAGAGUGUUUUGUCUACAGCACAACGAGCUACAAGCCAGAGUGGCUUAGUCUAACUUACCAUGACUGUUAUGAUUCCUAUGGGGCACAUGUACUGCGUUACAUUGAUCGUCAGGACAGAUAAUAAAUGUGACCUUAUACACAAAGGAAAUAUUACCUCUUAAUACACUGCGAUUAAAAGAUAUUCUGAUUAAAUUAUACACACAUUCGUAUUUAAGAUACACAUGUUACUGCUAUGUUAGUAAUUUGGCUUCAACUAUCUUCAUAAAUUGAUCCGAUGUUUGUGUACCCGUGCUUAGGUAAGAGAAAAGUGUCUAUGAAUUAACAAUAAAGGGCUAAAAACUG
Messenger RNA from Rana temporaria (common frog), 695 nucleotides. It is a transcript of the gene GGACT, whose product is annotated as gamma-glutamylamine cyclotransferase. Bases 7 to 474 code for a protein of 155 amino acids. Gene Ontology annotation, molecular function: gamma-glutamylaminecyclotransferase activity. The record is from RefSeq and is a predicted model, not a curated record. The transcript has a single exon. Lineage: Eukaryota; Metazoa; Chordata; Amphibia; Anura; Ranidae.